AUGACUCAUGAGAUUCCGCCACCCACAGAAGAUCAACUCGCCGAUGUAUCCUCCUCUUCAACGGUUCUGUGUCGACCCGACAACGAAGCUGAACUUACCGACCAGAAGGUCCACAGCCACGGGUGGGUUAGAACCGAAACGACAGAGCAAGGCAAAGAAACUUUCUCUAUCCAUCAUGUGGUGAACGAUGCUAUGGUGGAAGCUUCUGAAUCACAUCUCUCAGUGACUAUCGAUGAUAGAUGUCUGAAGAUUCCCCUACAAGGUAAAGGCACCAAGUACAAGAUUAACCUUACUCUCGAGAAGGUCACUGAUGACGAAGAGAUUCCGACAGUACAGAGAUCACGGUUCUCAAGUCACGUGCCUAUAAAAUCCAUUCUUUCUCGACCAGACGGAGGAGCAGGACUCGCCGGGCAGAAAGUCCGGAUAUUCGGGUGGGUUAGAACCGGAAGGUUACAAGGGAAAGGUAGUUUCGCUUUUCUAGAGGUGAAUGAUGGAUCAUGCGCGGCGUAUCUUCAGGUUAUGGUGGACGCUUCUUUAUCAGAGGAUCUCUCCAAGUUGAUUGCUAAAGGAACUUGUGUAGUUGUUGAUGGAUGUUUGAAACUUCCUCCGCAAGGCACUAAGCAGAAGAUUGAGCUUAGGGUUGGGGAGGUGGUUGAUGUGGGAAGAGUGGAUCAGGUUACGUACCCGUUUCCUAAGAACAAACCGUCACUUGAGCAUUUGAGAAAGUAUCCUCACCUUCGUGCAAGAACCAACUCGAUUGCUUCAGUCGCAAGAAUCAGAAACGCGCUAGCUUUUGCAACACAUUCUUUCUUUCAGUCACAGAGUUUUCUAUACGUUCAGACUCCGAUUAUUACAACAAGUGAUUGCGAAGGAGCUGGUGAGAUGUUCCAAGUGACGACAUUGAUUAGUGCAGCUGAGAAGUUGGAGAGGGAUCUUGUUCAGAACCCUCCACCUACAGAAGCUGACGUUGAAGCUGCGAGGGUUGUUGUCAAGGAGAGAGGUGAAGCUGUGGCACAACUCAAAGCUUGUAAAGCAAGCGAGGAAGAGAUCGCUUCUUCUCUUGAUGAGCUAACUAAUGCAAAGCUGAGUUUAGCUAGGAGUGAAGAGAGGUCAAGGCUCAAGCCUGGCUUACCUAGAAAAGAUGGAGAAGUUGAUUAUUCUCAAGACUUUUUUGGUCGUCAAGCUUUCUUGUCUGUUUCUGGUCAAUUACAACUUGAGAGCUACGCUUGUGCUCUUGGCAGUGUCUACACAUUUGGUCCCACUUUUAGAGCAGAGAACUCUCAUACCUCAAGGCAUCUUGCUGAGUUCUGGAUGGUUGAGCCUGAGUUAGCUUUAGCAGACCUAGAGGAGGAUAUGGACUGUGCAGAAGCAUAUGUGAGAUACAUGUGCACGUGGCUGCUUGAUAACUGCUACGAUGACUUGGAAGUUAUGGCGAACAACGUCGACGAUGGAUGUAUUGAGAGGCUAAAACUGGUUGCAUCAACUCCGUUUGUGCGUAUAACAUACACUGACGCAAUAGAGCUGCUUAAGGAAGCCAUGGCACAAAGACACAAGUUCGAGAACCAAGUGAAGUGGGGAAUAGACUUGGCGUCUGAGCAUGAAAGAUACUUGACAGAGGUUGUGUUUCAAAAGCCUGUUAUUGUUUAUAACUACCCUAAAGGAAUCAAAGCUUUCUACAUGAGAGUUAACGAUGAUGGAAAGACAGUUGCUGCCAUGGAUGUUCUUGUUCCAAAGGUUGGAGAACUCAUUGGUGGGAGCCAAAGAGAAGAACGGUAUGAUGUUCUCAUGAACAGGCUCGAGGAAAUUGGUCUACCAGUAGAGCCAUACGAGUGGUACUUGGACUUGAGACGUCAUGGAACAGUGAAGCAUUCAGGAUUCGGACUUGGAUUCGAGCGUAUGGUUCUGUUUGCGACAGGAAUGGACAACAUCAGAGACGUUAUUCCUUUCCCUCGCUAUCCUGGAAGAGCUGAUCUUUGA
Eruca vesicaria subsp. sativa (arugula) is the source of this 1977-nucleotide messenger RNA. Lineage: Eukaryota; Viridiplantae; Streptophyta; Magnoliopsida; Brassicales; Brassicaceae. The record is from the annotation of a GenBank genome assembly.